CGUACAUACCGCCUGAGAUACAGCGGUCGCCAUACGGUACAGUCGAAGCCCAUUGCGAACUUUGUGUCACUCCUCAGGGCGGACCAAAUCUAAUACCAUGACCUCCUAGCGCGCGUGUUGUCAGGAUUAUGCACAGCUUAAAACGCCACCGGCGCAGGGUGGGGUGCACGAUGCCCUGUCUAGGGCGUGGCUUUGUCUUCGCCGUCCUUACCUUAGCUGCAGCUGGCGCAGCGCAAGUCAUUCCAGUCGCUUUGACAUCUGGUGCUGUCACGGGGGUGCAAGUGGAGGUGGACGACGGCCUCUCGCUGGCGCUGGCUUUGUUAAACCAAACAGUCACGCUGGUAAUAGUCACAGUCCCGUUCAUAGCUCUAAGCGAGGAGGCGUUCGACCAAGCGGGGAAGCAGCUUGGCAUCCUAGAGUUUCCCUGGCUUGUGACACGGAACUUUACAGUGAGUUCCCCCGCUGCUGCUGGAAGUCUGGAUUGGCCCGAGGUCGACCUAAUGUACACGCGACACAAGUUGCGCCUCGCCAACGGCGUGUGGGUGCAAGUCAACCAGCUGGUCAUGAGCCACUUCCGGUCCGACAACCCCACCCGCGUCCCCGGACUCGACAUCCUCGCCCCGACUCAGUUGCCAGGCCUGGCGAUGCUUAUAUUGACUGCAGCUGGCGCAGCGCAAGUCAUUCCAGUCGCUUUGACAUCUGGUGCUGUCACGGGGGUGCAAGUGGAGGUGGACGACGGCCUCUCGCUGGCGCUGGCUUUGUUAAACCAAACAGUCACGCUGGUAAUAGUCACAGUCCCGUUCAUAGCUCUAAGCGAGGAGGCGUUCGACCAAGCGGGGAAGCAGCUUGGCAUCCUAGAGUUUCCCUGGCUUGUGACACGGAACUUUACAGUGAGUUCCCCCGCUGCUGCUGGAAGUCUGGAUUGGCCCGAGGUCGACCUAAUGUACACGCGACACAAGUUGCGCCUCGCCAACGGCGUGUGGGUGCAAGUCAACCAGCUGGUCAUGAGCCACUUCCGGUCCGACAACCCCACCCGCGUCCCCGGACUCGACAUCCUCGCCCCGACUCAGUUGCCAGGCCUGGCGAUGCUUAUAUUGAGCCAGGCUGCAAUCGUUCAUCCCGCCUGCUACCCAGUGUCGAUCGGCGAACAGAAUGUGUUGGCGAUGAUUCGUCCGCCGGCCAUACCAGGAGAGCAGCGGCGGCAGUGGGACUUACCACAGCCCGGCUGCAUCCCCCGUGGGAAUCACUCCAGCAACGGCACGUGGAUACCCCGCAUGGCGCAGUGCUAUGGGAUCGUUAAUUUUGACAUUGAUGUGGCCACAUACGGGGCGGACAUGGAUCCAGCCACCUCAAAACCCGUGUACAACGGCCAGAUAUUGGUCGGCAGGAACCAGACCAACCUGUGCGAGGUGCUGCUGACGCUGGACUGCGUACAGAAGCUGGGGCCGCUGGGGUGCUACUUGACCACGGUUGGACCCCGCAGCAAUGGCAGCAGCGUUGCAAGCACCGGCAGCGCAGCUGGCGGAGGCACCGUCAAGGAGGUGACCGCUUCCCCUGUGGAUGGCGGGGGCAGCGACGGCGGCGGCAGCAACACGACGCUGAUAGCUGCCCUGUGCGGCUCAUUGAUUGGUGCCGCGGUGUUACUGGCGCUGGUGGUUGCGGCUGCGUUGCUGGUGCGCCGGCGGCGACUGCGCAGCCGGCAAUACAAAGACGACAGCCUCAUGGCUGGAGGGCAGCAGGCGCCCGGGGGUGGUGGGAGCAUGGGCACGAGUCAGCAUGGCGGCGGCCCGGCGGCGGUGGGGCUGCAACUUGGUGACAAGUCGUGCCCUGGCGGCGGCGGAAGUGAGGACACUAGCCCUGAUUGCAGCGGCAGCGCGGAGGAAGCGGCCCGCGUGUCAGAUGUGGAGACCGCAUGUGGUGCGGGGGGACCUGGAGGCGCUUUGCCGCUGCUAGCCGUCGCUGCGCCGGCGAUGGCUGCCGGUCUUGAAUCAGGCGGCGCCAGCGCAAGCGCCGCGGCAAUGCUGCAGGCGCCAGUGUCUGGGAUGUCUGCGGCCUCGGACUCGCCGAGCAUAUCUACGGCGUUCUCGGGAGCGACCGGUUCGGAGCAGCAAGCCCCCGUCACCUCCUUCACGCCCCGCCGCGCCGACCUACACAUGAAUGUGCGGCUCGUCGCCAGCGGCCAAGCUGCCUUCAGCCGCUUCAGCCGGGGCCAGCCGUCCUCAGCAGCGGGCUCGGGUGAGCACCGCGACAGCGCAGAGCCUGGCGCCUGCGUUGGCGAUGCAGCUUUGGGCAGCAUUGAAUCGGCGGCCCCUGCGGGCCAGCCGCUGCCGGAUGAGGCGCCUGCUGGCGCGAAUGAGGUGGAGCUGCUGCCGGUGGUGCUCGGCCGGGGCGCAUUUGGGCAGGUGGUGGAAGGCAUGUUUCGUGGUCAGCGGGUUGCAGUCAAGUUGCUGUCAGAUUACAACUACCUGCUACGCGACACACCCGAGGAGGGCGCCGAUGGAGGGGUUGCUGAGGGCGGUGACAAGGCCGGUGGGGGCGAGGCCGGCAGGGCCGGUCGGCCGGCUCCGGCCCUGCCCUACAACAUGCGCAGCUUCGCCGACGAAGUCGAGGUUCUGUCGAGGGUGGACCACCCCAAUGUGGUGCGGCUGCUGGGGGCAUGCCUGGACCCGCCCCGCAUCUGCCUCGUCAUGGAGCGAAUGCAAACGAGCCUGCACCAACUCCUGCACCACAGCGGUGCCACAGGCGGCAGUGAGCAGCCGCAGGCGGCUGCAGCGGGCAGCGGGAGUGACAGCAGCGGCGCCACUGCCGCCGUCAGCUCGCGCAGCGCACAGGCCAUGCAGCCGAUGCCAGUUUGCAAGGCCCUGCACAUCGCACUGGGCGUGGCGCGCGGUCUGGAGUACCUGCACCCCACAGUGCUCCACAGGGAUCUGAAGCCCGCCAACGUGCUGCUGAACAACCCUGACUCUGACACACCUGAGGUCAAGAUCACGGACUUCGGCAUUUCCCGUCUGAACCAUGCCACACUGGUAACCCAACGCCCCGGCGCGGGCACACCCGCCUACCUGGCACCGGAGUGCUACGAGGCGGCAGCCCGGAAGCGCGGCGCAAUCACACACCGCGCCGACAUGUACUCAUUCGGCGUAAUGCUAUGGGAGCUGCUAUCAGGCUACAAGCCAUGGCAGGGCUAUAACUUGGUGGAGCUAGCGGCAGCUUUGGUGGUGCAUCGACAGCGCCCGCCACUGGAUGCGAUCGACCGUGGCUACGGUGGCGUCCGCUGCCCGGUGUCGGUGCGUGCGCUGGUGGCCCAGUGCUGGGAGCACGACCCGCUGCGGCGGCCGGCGGCUGCUGAGGCAGUCAAAUGCUUGGAGAUGGCGUUGCAGGAGCUGUCGGGCGGCGGCCCGGGGUCGGGCGGGCCGGGCUCGGGCUUGUGGCAGCCAGCUCCCAGCUCCUCAGCGGCGGGCACGCCGCCAACCUACGCCGCAGCUGACGCUGCAGGCCAUGCGGCCAUGCUGUCCGUUGAUCAGAUGUUGCAGGGGCCGCCGCUGCUGGGGGCACCACUGCCGCGCCCGCUGGGGACCGCGCCUGCAGGCGAGGAGUGGUUCGCGGGCGGCAUGACAGACUUCAGCACACGCACGGGCGUGGCGGAGCUGGCCACGACAGAAAAGCCAGAGGGCGACCAGACGGGGACGCAUUGGACCAUGAGCGGAAGCAUGGGCGCGCCGGGGGCGGCGCCAGGCGCGGUGACGUGGGCGCCGAGUGCUGCGCAGGGUCAGACCUCUGCCGGGGGAGGCGCAGCGGUCCCCAUUCGCUUCGCCGUCCGCGUCUGGUCCCCCGCCGUUUAGAGGUGCCCAUGGCCGUCAGCGAUUGGCGCAGGCCGCAGCUGCAGGCGCCUGCGUCCGGGUGAGAAUGCGUGCAGCGUGCGUGUGCGGACUCCCAAACGCUGCUCGUUACACCGCGCUGCUGCCUGAGCGCCGAAGGGCGUCCGCGUGCUGUUGGUGGUGGAGCGGCUUCGCAUGUGUUGAGGGCUUGAGGCCCUCUGCGUUGCGCACGGUCUUACACUAGCAGCAGCCUUAUACUUGCUGGGGUGUGGCUGGUCAAAUUUCGGCCGACGUGCCUGUUAUGUGUGUCGUGCAUUUGAGCAAUACAGUGACAGCUGAUUAUUUAAUUCGUCUACAACUCGACAAGAGAGGUGGCUCUCCCUAUCCCUUCGAGAAUCGUUUACAAAUCGGAAUUGGCAGGGAGCUGCUGAAAGAAUUUGCUGGGGACGGAGGAUACGUUGCAGGACGCUCGACUGCACAAGGACAUCAUUCGUAUCAUGCCAUCAACGGCAUAGCACGUCAGCUGCUCAGGUCCG
This is a messenger RNA of Chlamydomonas reinhardtii, 4354 nucleotides long. RefSeq lists its product as uncharacterized. Gene Ontology annotation, molecular function: protein kinase activity; ATP binding. Gene Ontology annotation, biological process: protein phosphorylation. The coding region runs from base 645 to 3842 and encodes 1065 amino acids. Lineage: Eukaryota; Viridiplantae; Chlorophyta; Chlorophyceae; Chlamydomonadales; Chlamydomonadaceae. The record is from RefSeq and is a predicted model, not a curated record. The transcript has 16 exons.